AGGUGGAGCUUAAGAAAAGCAGAAAACAGCGUUUAACUCUGUCAGCCGACCUGACGAUUUUUAAAUCCUAAAAAAAAAAAAAAAAAAUUCAAAGGGUUCGGCACUGCUUUAAACACUGCGCUGUAUUCGGAAGAACUGAAGUUUAAAGACUUUGUAGUUCCAUUUGGACAAAACAGCAGGACUUUCCUGACAUGACAGAAGACUCUGAGAAGGUGAAGCUGCUGGCACAGCAGGUCACUCCUCACUAUGGUACUGUGAGCAGAAACUCAGGAGGUACCUGCCCCACUUGUCGAGGCACCGGGCAAAUUCCCACAGGUCAAGAAGACCAGCUGGUUGCAGUAAUACCGUGUAACGAUUUAAGACUGAAACCCAGUCGAACGAAAUGGCAUGUGUGCGUGUCUGUGACUGUGUGUGUCUUCGUUUGCUGUCUGAUCCUGUUCUUCCUCUUCCCACGGAGCGUCACCCUGACACCCGUGUCUGUGCUCUCAGUUAUGGUCUAUUUGAAUCCUGACACAGUUGACAUGGAGGUCACGAACCUCAUCAAAAUCCAAAAUCAGAACUAUGUCUCAGUUCACACGGUUGAGUUUGACAUCCAGGGACUGGUGUACAACACAGUUGUGGGAAAGACCAAAAUAUACAACAUGUCCUCCAUCCAGCCUCGCUCAGAGAAUUUGUACACCAUAAAAACGGACCUGUCAAUCACCGACGUGGGCAUAAACGCCUUCUGCAAGUCGACCACUAUCAAAAUUCACACUUUAUUUCUGGAGCUGCAAAUGACGCUGAAUAUUUUCCAUCUGUCCCACACGGAGCAGAUCUCUCUGAAUAGCUUCGAGUACAUUGACUGUGGCAGAAAUUCAACAAUCCCACAUCCUGUCACAUGACCUGAAGUUAAACUGGUGGGACAAAAAAAAAAAAA
Thalassophryne amazonica is the source of this 916-nucleotide messenger RNA. RefSeq names its product transmembrane protein 106A (gene tmem106a). NCBI's taxonomy places the organism in Eukaryota, Metazoa, Chordata, Actinopteri, Batrachoidiformes, Batrachoididae. The record is from RefSeq and is a predicted model, not a curated record. Bases 192 to 881 code for a protein of 229 amino acids. The transcript is spliced from 8 exons.